Messenger RNA from Giardia duodenalis, 777 nucleotides. RefSeq names its product putative tRNA methyltransferase subunit. Gene Ontology annotation, biological process: RNA (guanine-N7)-methylation; tRNA methylation. Gene Ontology annotation, molecular function: tRNA (guanine(46)-N7)-methyltransferase activity. Gene Ontology annotation, cellular component: tRNA methyltransferase complex. The transcript has a single exon. NCBI's taxonomy places the organism in Eukaryota, Fornicata, Diplomonadida, Hexamitidae. The record is from RefSeq and is a predicted model, not a curated record. The coding region runs from base 1 to 777 and encodes 258 amino acids.
AUGUUGGGGAAAGCCGAUCGUCCAGAUGCUUCAAGUUCAAAGAUGGCGCGAUUCAGGCACCGGCCUCAUGCAAACCCGCUUGCAGACAAUGACUUCCAAUUUCCGUGUACAGAGCCGGAUGAGUUCCCUUUCGAUCUAUAUUACCCUACAUGGACAAGUCAAAGAAGUACGGAUGCACGAGAGUAUCAUUUUGAUAUUGUGGAUAUUGGAUGCGGCUAUGGUGACUUUGUGCGCAAUGUAAGCCUUGCUUUUCCCGAUCUGCUUGUUAUAGGCUUAGAGCUUAGAGACAUCCCUGUAGUGCUGGGGCAGCAGGCUCUUCUGAAUGGCCGCUCUGCAGGCCAAAAUGAAAACGCAGCAAUCAUUCGGUGCAAUAUAAUGAAGCACCUCCCUAGGUUGCUAGCUCGACAGAGCGUUAGAUACCUCACUGUCAUGUUUCCUGAUCCUCAGUUCAAAGCUUCACAUGCUCGGCGUCGUGUCAUCUCACCACAACUUCUCAGUGAGUAUGCUUACUAUUUAAAGUCCGGAGGCUUCCUAUUUGUUUGCUCAGAUUUACAAGAUCUUUAUCUGUACAUGUGCAGCACAAUAGCUGGACACCCUUUCUUUUGUGAGCUUCAGCACGAAGAAGGAGCAGAUGAUAAUGACGGUGAUACUCGAGUUGUAAAGACAAUCCUGAAGCUUAUGGACAAAACAGCGGAUGCAGAGAGACAUAUGAGAAAGGAUGCAGACAAGACAGUAUACAAGGCUGUUUUUCGGUGUACCAAGCCACACUGUAUGUAA